AUGCCACUCAUUGUUAUAACAGGUGGUCCAUGUUCGGGUAAAUCAACACGAGCACAAGCAUUAUAUGAUUAUUUUAAAACAAAAUCAAUGCCUGUUCAAAUAAUUACAGAUAAUAAUCUUGAUAGAAAUACAGUUUAUAUAGACAAUACACUUGAAAAACAAGCUCGAAGUGAUCUUAAAGCUGAAACACAACGAUUAGUUACAAAAACUGAUUUAAUUAUACUUGAUGCAUUGAAUUACAUAAAAGGUAAUAUGAGCUUUGUAUCAAUUAACUUUAUGAAAAUAUUUUUAGGUUAUCGUUAUGAACUCUAUUGUAUUACAAAACUUUAUCAAACAGUUCAAUGCACAAUUUAUUGUAAUACACCUAUUCAUCUUGCUCGUGAAUGGAAUAUGGCAAAUCAAAGAUAUGAUGAAUCAAUUUUUGAUGCAUUAGUACAACGUUAUGAACCACCUGAAAAUCGUAAUCGUUGGGAUGCACCAUUAUUUGAAUUAACACCUAAUGAUGAAUUACCAUUAGAACAAAUAGUUGAUUAUUUAGCUAAUAAACGACCACCACCACCAAAUAAAUCAACAGUUAAUUUACCAAUAUCGGAUACAAAUUUUUUACAUGAUGUUGAUCGUGUUACUCAAGAUGUUAUUGAUUCAAUUGUACAACAAAGUAAAAUGGCUGUACUUGGUCAACAAUUUUCAAUACCUGGUACAACAGAAAAAAUCAAUUGGAAUCAAAAUCAUUCAGUAUCUGAUUUACGUCGAAUUCGUCAACAAUAUCUUAAAUUUAUUAAAACUCAUCCACCAUCAAAAGAUAAUACAAAUGUUACAUCAAUGUUUGUUCAAUUUCUUAACAAUAAUCUUUGUUAA
Messenger RNA from Rotaria sp. Silwood1, 858 nucleotides. The record is from the annotation of a GenBank genome assembly. Lineage: Eukaryota; Metazoa; Rotifera; Eurotatoria; Philodinida; Philodinidae.